GCGAAAUUUGUUAAAUUCGUGAAAUCUAGAGGUCGAUGAAGUCGUGCAAGUUUUGAUAACAAGAUUGAGUGACGUUAAAAAUGAACUAAAUUAACUAAUUUUCGUACUUUACUUAAUAAUAUAUUGAGGUGACCCAAAUAGCCAAGAUGAAGGAGGGAUUAAACAUAUUAUCGUUACCGAGCCCCACCGAGAGGUACAACCUCGACAAGCAGCUGGGCUCCGGUAUCUUCGGCGAAGUCUUCAAAGCAUCUGACACGCAAGCCGCGGGCAAACCGGUUGCAGUCAAGAUACAAGUGCUCACCGACGAUAAUGAACCACACAUUGAGGAAGAAUACAAAAUCCUAAGAGAUUUCACAAAACAUCAAAACCUUAUAGACUUCUAUGGAGUAUUCCUCGAGAAAGCUGAAGGCCUUAAGAAAAUUUGGUUCAUUUUAGAGCUUUGUGAAUACGGAUCUGUCAUUGACAUUAUCAGAAAACUGAAUACAGCCGAGAGAAAAAUGUCCGAAGAGUACAUAGCCUACAUACUGAAAUAUACGAUCAAGGCCCUCAUUUACUUACACGAGAACAAUGUGAUCCAUCGCAAUGUACGAUGUAGCAACAUCUUGAUAACGAAGGAUGGAGAAAUAAAACUAAGUGACUUUGGCCUAUCGUGCAAGUUAAAGGAAGCGUUUGGGAAGAUCAAAACGUGUAUUGGAUCGCCGAGUUGGAUGGCGCCUGAAGUGGUGGCGAAAGGGAGUGGAUACAGUAAUAGGGUGGAUGUUUGGGCUUUGGGAAUAACGACGAUUGAAAUGGCAGAUGGCAAAGCACCUUUUCAAGAUAUGCACCCGACUAGAGCACUAUUUCAGAUUUUGAGGAAUCCACCACCUAGUUUCUUGAAGCCUGCGAUGUGGACUAACGACAUUAAUGAUUUCGUAACUGAAUGCUUAGAGAAGAAUCCAGAGCACAGGCCGUUUAUAAUGGAAUUGGAGGAGCAUCCUUUUAUUCAAUCCGUUCCUGAAAACGAUUACCAUCUUUCUACUGAGCUUAAGAUGUUAAUAGUGGACUUAGAAGAUAAAGAAGUACCGAGCAAAACGCCGGAGAGAAUAAUUAAAAAUGGCCUUCUUGUAACCGAAGGGUCUAAAGAACCUGAGACUAUGCAAGUGGAAGAUUUAGCAGCUUUAGAAAAUCUAACAGAAGACAACAUAUUAAGUGAACUCCAAACCAAACUUGCGAAAGGUUGUUUUACAUCAUUCAUUGGAGAUAUUCUGCUUAUACUAAAUCCAAAUAUUAAUGAAGAUAUUUACAAUGAAGCGUGGCACAAGAAAUACGAGUGCAAAUCAAGGUCCGAUAAUGAACCUCACAUAUUCGCGGUAGCUGACAGUGCAUUUCAAAACGCUCUACAUCAUAAUGAACCACAACACAUUGUCUUUUCUGGUGAAAGUAAAUCAGGCAAAACCACAAACAUGAUGCACGCAUUAUCACACUUAACGUAUUUAGGGGCAAUGAAGAAUAACACAGGCGAACGAAUUCAAAAAGCAACUAAAGUCAUUCAAACUGCAAUGACAGCAGCAACACAACUGAAUGCUCACUCAACAAGAAGUAUUUUUCAAGUGCAAGUAACUUAUGGCAGUUCCGGUAAAUUAAGUGGCGCUAUAUUUUGGUUAUACCAAUUGGAAAAAUGGCGCGUAUCUUCAACAGACAUGACCCAUGCAAAUUUCAAUCUGUUAUAUUAUUUCUACGAUGCGAUGGAAAAUGAGAACAGGUUAGAGUUUUUCUGUUUAGAGAAAAAUAGAAAGUAUCGAUAUUUACGAAUAUUAGACGAAUCAAUUAAAGGGUCGAAAGGUGUUCGUGAUACUCCCGAAGAAAAUGUAGAAAGCUACAAAGAAUUUAUAGACAAUCUGAAAGCUUUAGAAUGGGAGGAAGAGGACAUCACAACGUUUGAGACUAUUUUGGCUGGUAUACUUGUACUUGGCAAUGUCAGAUUCAAAGAUGGUAAAUAUGGUUCAGCCGAAAUAGAAAAUCCCGAAGAAGCCAAAAAAGUUGCGAAGCUUUUAUCUUUAGAUGUGGUGAAAUUUCUGUGGGCGUUACUAAAUUACUGCUUGAUCGAAAAAGGCACUGCUGUAAAAAGAAAACAUUCUACUGACGAAGCUAGAGACGCAAGAGAUACUUUAGCUAGUGCUCUAUACAAGAGACUAAUUGAUUGGAUGAUUAAUUUAAUAAAUUCGAAACUAUCAUUUAUGCGAUCUGUCUUUGGAGACAAAUACUCAGUAAGUCUACUGGACAUGUUCGGUUUCGAAUGUUAUCAUAGAAACCGGCUGGAGCAACUAAUCGUCAAUACAACUAACGAACAAAUACAAUUUCUUUACAAUCAACGUAUAUUCGCUUGGGAAAUGCAAGAAGCUGCUGAAGAAGAAAUUCCGGCAGUAUCAUUACAUUUCUAUGAUAACAAAAAUGCAGUAGAUCAACUAAUGGGUCGGCCCCUCGGUCUUUUUUAUAUUUUAGAUGAAGCGAGUCGAAUUGGGAGUGGACAAGAGUUUAUAAUGAGUACAAUAAGAACUUCAUGUAAAGGGCCUUAUAUCAAACUUUCUGGAAGUCAUGAAUUCAGCGUCGCCCAUUACACGGGAAAAGUUAAUUACGAUGCAAGAGAAAUGGCGGACAAAAACCAAGAUUUUCUGCCCCCUGAAAUGAUAGAAACUAUGAGAGCUUCUACAAAUAUGACUGUACAACAGCUAUUUAGAAACAAGCUAACUAAGACUGGGAAUUUGACUGUAUCACCAGGUCAAAGUAAGGUUACUGUUGUGCGAUCAAAAUCUGAAAAAGAAGCGGAGAAUACAAAGGCCAGAAAAUAUAAUACAGAAUCUAAGGGUCAAUUCUCACAAGUACACCGAAUGAGAACAGCAGCAGCUACAUACCGCGCUACUAGCUUAGAGAUUCUCAAACAGCUCUCCGUAGGCCCUGGAAGUGGAGGGACACAUUACGUUCGUUGCGUUAGGUCAGAUCUGAGUGAUAACCCCAGAGGCUUCCACACUGAAGUCAUUAGACAGCAAUUGAGGGCUUUGGCUAUUUUGGACACGGCUAAGGCGCGUCAGAGCGGCUUUUCUAGUCGAAUCCCAUUUGCAGAGUUUAUCAGAAGAUACCGAUUUCUAGCUUUCGAUUUUGAUGAGACUGUAGAAGAAACAAAAGACAACUGCAGAUUGUUGCUCAUUCGUCUGAAGAUGGAAGGUUGGGAACUGGGAAAGACAAAAGUAUUCCUAAAGUACUACAACGAAGAAUUUUUGUCCAGAUUGUAUGAGACUCAAGUAAAGAAAAUUGUCAAGGUACAAUCAAUGAUGCGGGCUUUUUUGGCAAGAAAUAGAGCAGCCAAAAGCAAGUCGAAACAAUUGCAUAUUAAAGAAUUGAAGAAACAACAAUCAUUAAACGUAACAGAUGACGAUGCCGCCUUAUUGAUACAAAAGGCUUACAGAGGAUACAUAGUGCGGAAAGCUUACGGCCCUUUAAUAAAUAAAUCAACAGGACAAAUUGAUGAAGAAACAUCUUCGUUUCUAAAGAGGUUUGCUAUGAAAUGGAAGAGCCGUUCCAUUUUCCAAGUCCUUUUACAAUACAGAGCAGUGCGGUAUCAGGACUUAGUGCAUUUCUCACAACAGGUCCACAUUUACAAUCAAGCAGUUUUAGAAUCACUGACAAAUACGAGCAUUUCAGUAUUACUGGAUCGUGUGGAUCCGCAAUCCAAUAAAGACUUCCUAGGAUCAGGGCCACCUACAGUCUGGAAACUGCCUUUCCGAAUCGACCAGUUGCAGUACUAUGACACGUCAUAUAUGUGUGAUCCUUCCGGUAAAAGCAGUGAUACAUUUGCUAAUCAAUACGACUCAGACCACGAACAAUGGGAUGAACCCCUAAAACGCCGCUUCACCUCCGUCGAACCAACAAAGACCACAGCAGGAACACAAACUCUGAUCACCGUACCGUUCUGCAGAGAUCCCACACAACCCGUGGCAAUACUGCCCCCAGAUGACAGACCAAAAACCAUACGGACGCCCUCUUCAAGAGAAGAUGUGAACAGACCAACGGUCUACAAGAAAAAACCAGGCUAUACUCCGAAUUAUUACCAACCCCCCGCGCCAUGGACCCCACGUGAUGACACAAACAUUCUAGAAAGUAGCGUACCAGUAUUGCGCAAAACGAAUUUCAGCAGAAGUCUCUAUGGAGUUGACCAACCUGACAUGAAAGAUCCAAUCAGAGAACUUCAAGCUUUGGCCAAAUCAACCAAUGACGUGAACGAUGAGGAUGACCCACCAUUCAACUUUCAAGCUAUGUUGAAGAAAACGCCUAGAAACAGAGCAUCUAUGAAAAGACACGGGGAGAGAGAGAAUGACAUUUUAGAAAACAAGACCGCUCCUCCAAAACAUAUUCUUUCUGGCGGUAAAAAGUCUCCAGCUCCAGCACCGCCAAGGUGCGCAAAUAAAGAAUUUGUACGAAGAGACUCCAGAGAACUCAUAAUGUCUGCAAUAAAGAAAAGAGAUUCCUGUAACAAUUUGGCUAAUGCAGUGGAUAGCAAGCACAGUGGGAGAAUUGUUCUAGCGCCUGGGAUUACUAUAGAAGGCACAGUUACGGAUUUAUAAAAGGAAAAGCAAAUGUGUUCUGUAAAAAAUAUAUUUAAUCUCCAUUGCGUUGGAAGUCCGCAUACAUCCCUUAUUAAUAAUAUUAUGGCAUAACACUUUUAAGUUUUAAAGCCAUACAGUUACAAUAAUUCAUAAGAAUUUAUUAUUUUCCAUAUCGAAUCAAAUAUAAUUUAUUUUUCAAUAGAGUUAAGUAUAUCGAAUACAAAAUAAAAUUACUUCGACUCAUGGCAUAUAAAAUACACGAUGUUACUUAAAAAUACACAUCUUAGGAAAUAUCACGUUAUUAAUAUAAUAUCAAAAUUAAAUCCACUUAGCUUUAAAAUUUCUUAAUCAAACAUUUGCUUUGGUAACUUAUUAUUACUUAUGAACUAAAGUGGUCAAGUUAGAUCAUUUUAUAUGUCAUAGAAGAUGAGUAGAAACAAAGCUAGAGACAUGUAAAAAAAUUAACAACUAAAACUAAUGUAGUUAAUAGACAACGUGUGAGAAGAACGAUAUAAUGGCUAUAUGCUUCAAAUAGUUCUAUGAUAUUCCCAUUGAAGGAACUAACAGUUUUUGCCAGUAGUUCUAUUUUAGCAGUAUCUUCAGCUCUUGUAAAGGUACUACAGGGAAAAACAGUCGCAACUGUACCUUCAAAGGAACUUUCAGGACAACCAGGAGCAAAACACAAUUUUGCUCUAGUGUGCUUCAAUAAUAUCUAUACAUAAGUUUAUUUACUUACUAUGUCUUGUUAUUAUUUAUUAUGGGCAAAUUUAUGUAUAGUAGAAAAUAACUGUUACAGGUUAGCUGGUCAAAGAAAUUUUCUUAAUAGAGGCCUGUUCGUUUUAAAACUUCAUACAUUCUUGCAAGUCAUAUUCUAAUAGUAAUUUCCAUGUUUUAUGUAAUAAUCGUGAAGCUCUUUAUAUUCAUUUGUACAGUUUGAUAUGUCCCCAUUUUCCUCAUGUAAUAGAUAAAAAACUGAGCAUUGUUAAUUAAUACCUUAGUUUUAUGAUCACAAAGUUGCAACUGCCUUACAUUAUUUCGUAUAGAAUAUGCACUCAUAUAUAAACAAU
This is a messenger RNA of Hyposmocoma kahamanoa, 5647 nucleotides long. RefSeq names its product neither inactivation nor afterpotential protein C (gene ninaC). NCBI's taxonomy places the organism in Eukaryota, Metazoa, Arthropoda, Insecta, Lepidoptera, Cosmopterigidae. The coding region runs from base 147 to 4598 and encodes 1483 amino acids. Gene Ontology annotation, biological process: protein phosphorylation. The transcript has 16 exons. Gene Ontology annotation, molecular function: cytoskeletal motor activity; ATP binding; protein binding. Gene Ontology annotation, cellular component: myosin complex. The record is from RefSeq and is a predicted model, not a curated record.